This is a messenger RNA of Cucurbita pepo subsp. pepo (vegetable marrow), 719 nucleotides long. RefSeq names its product dehydration-responsive element-binding protein 3. Gene Ontology annotation, molecular function: DNA-binding transcription factor activity; DNA binding. Gene Ontology annotation, biological process: regulation of DNA-templated transcription. The record is from RefSeq and is a predicted model, not a curated record. NCBI's taxonomy places the organism in Eukaryota, Viridiplantae, Streptophyta, Magnoliopsida, Cucurbitales, Cucurbitaceae.
GUUACUUUUGUUGUUCUUCUUCUUCUUCCUUCUGGAGAUUUUUGGUUUUGGUCGUCUUUCUUCUCAUACGGUCAUCAAUGGCGGAACCAAACAAUUGGAAUUCGGAAUCUGACGGUACAGAAUUGAAAAGGGGAAAUCAGAGGGAUCAGAAGCACCCAAUUUACAGAGGCGUACGGAAGAGGAGUUGGGGCAAAUGGGUAUCGGAGAUCCGUCAGCCGAGGAAGAAAUCACGGAUUUGGCUUGGGACUUUCACGACGGCGGAGAUGGCGGCGCGUGCCCAUGACGUGGCGGCACUCAGUAUCAAAGGCGAUUCGGCUAAGGCUAUUCUCAAUUUCCCUCAACUCGCUGGUUUGCUUCCUCGUCCGGUGUCGUUAAUGCCUAGGGAUAUUCAGGCGGCGGCUGCCAAGGCUGCAGCGAUGGUUGAUUUUGAUACUACGAGGACGGCGUCGUUUUCGUCGUCGAAUUAUGAAGGAGGGUCGGAUGAAUUGGGGGAGAUUGUGGAAUUGCCCAAUAUUGAAGAGGAUAUCAGAGCUGAGUCGUGGAGCGAGUUUGAGUUUAUUGACUCGGUUGAUUGGUGGGGAAAUCCGCCGUUUGUGGCGGCGGAAAUGGAUUUCUGUCCGUUGUUUGCUGAUCAGAGUACCACCACUUCGGCUACCUUCAAUGGCGGCGAUUGGGAGUGAAAAAAAAAAAAAAAAAAAAAAAAAAAAAAAAAAAAAAAA